AUGCAGCUGUGCACGGUUCUCUAUGGAGUCUUUUAUUGGACAGCUGUGAUCCAUUCAGGACCAGUCAAUCAAGACAGCGGUGUGAGAUCUGCCGUGGCAGGAGAAAAUGUUCUGCUACGCUGCUUCCAUGCCAGCCAGGCAUCGAUGCACUUCUCCUGGUACCGCCAAACAUUAGGAGGCAGUCCAAAACUCUUGGCUAACAUUUACAAAUACGAUGAACCAUCCAAAGCCUUUCACUUGUUGGAAAAGAACCCUCGUUUCUCCGUGGAAAGAGGUGAAGGAAUUAAUCAUUUGCACAUUUCUAACGUCCAGCUCUCUGAUUCAGCAACAUACUACUGUGGAAGCUCCCACACCAACGUAGUGGAGUUUGGGAAGGGAGUCUUUUUGAGUGUUGAAGGACAAAAACAUCUGGAAAUCAUCCAAGAGCCAACAUCUGAGACCAUCCAGCCCGGCUGCUCUGUGACGUUUAAUUGUACGGUACACACUAGGACCUGUGAAGAAGGACAUGCUGUUCACUGGUUUCGGCAUGGAGCUCACCAGGCGGUUCUCCACACACACAGGAAUCACUGUGAAAUCAGCUCUGCUCAGCAACAUUCCUCACAGAGUUGUGUCUACCAUUUACAGAAGAACAACCUGAGCUCAUCUGAUGCGGGAACUUAUUACUGUGUUGUUGCCGCCUGUGGGGAGAUGCUGUUUGGUAGUGGAAGCAAGCUGCUUAUCGAUGCUAAAGAACAAGUAUCCCAGACAGAGAGCUUAUUCGGGCUCUUAGUGUUUAGAAGUAUGAUUCUGUUGUUCUUACUGAUGAUUUGUCUUUUUAUUUUCGCCAGUAAGAGCCAAUAAGCACAGUGUGCCUAUUGGGGUCAUAACCAUCACAGCCACAAAUGAACCCUUCUGAAGAUAAACAAUACGUGAGAGCAAUUCCAACAAUUUCAUC
Molecule: messenger RNA, 934 nt
Organism: Fundulus heteroclitus (mummichog)
Lineage: Eukaryota; Metazoa; Chordata; Actinopteri; Cyprinodontiformes; Fundulidae
Exons: 3
Coding region: 1-840 (279 amino acids)
Biological process (GO): response to bacterium
Source: RefSeq, a predicted model, not a curated record